CCCAGAAUUCUCGCGAUAGCAAGCGGCGGCUGCCCUUGGGCGCGGCGGGCCGGCGGGCUGUGCAGUGCGGGGUCCGGGGUGUUCAGCCAUGGUGCGGAAGCUUCUUAACCGGUACUGGGACAUCCCCGACGGCACCGAGUGUCACCGCAAGACCUACGCCAGCACCACUAUCAGUGGUGCCGUUGGCCUGAUCACCUCUGCCUACAGCGUCGCACUCAAUCCCCCAGACUCCUUCCUGGAGGGAGUGGCCAGGACAGGACGAUACACAUUUACCGCAGCCGCCGUCGGUGCCAUAUUCGGCAUCACCUCCUGCGUCAGUGCCCAGGUCCGAGAGAAGCCUGACGACCCCAUCAACUACUUCCUCGGAGGCUGUGCCGGAGGCCUGACCCUGGGAGCACGCACUCACAACUACGGGAUAGGAGCCGCCGCCUGCGUGUACAUGGGCAUGACGGCCGCCCUGGUCAAGAUGGGCCAGCUGGAGGGCUGGAAGUUGUUCGCGGAGCCCAAGGUGUGAGCGCCAGCGCCUCCCGCAACCUCAGGCAGGUGCAGAUGCGCCUAAAAAUAAACUCCGUCUAUAUUUGUG
This is a messenger RNA of Pteropus alecto (black flying fox), 583 nucleotides long. RefSeq names its product NADH:ubiquinone oxidoreductase subunit A11 (gene NDUFA11). The transcript has 4 exons. The record is from RefSeq and is a predicted model, not a curated record. NCBI's taxonomy places the organism in Eukaryota, Metazoa, Chordata, Mammalia, Chiroptera, Pteropodidae. Gene Ontology annotation, biological process: mitochondrial respiratory chain complex I assembly. Bases 89 to 514 code for a protein of 141 amino acids.